Molecule: messenger RNA, 1732 nt
Organism: Puntigrus tetrazona (Sumatra barb)
Lineage: Eukaryota; Metazoa; Chordata; Actinopteri; Cypriniformes; Cyprinidae
Product: gastrula zinc finger protein XlCGF57.1-like
Exons: 3
Coding region: 273-1580 (435 amino acids)
Biological process (GO): regulation of transcription by RNA polymerase II
Cellular component (GO): nucleus
Molecular function (GO): RNA polymerase II cis-regulatory region sequence-specific DNA binding; DNA-binding transcription factor activity, RNA polymerase II-specific
Source: RefSeq, a predicted model, not a curated record
UUUUAACGCUUACUAUGAUACUGUUUGUUUGCGACGUGAAGCUCAUUGGUCGCUAUUGAAUGCAAUUCGGUCGCUGGCGAGUGAUGAAGAAACCGAGUCUUUUGGGGAUCCGAGUCAGCUGAAACGAUUCUCUGUUUUGAAUCGCUCGAAACACAGAGGGAUGAACUUUACAUGUAACUUAAAUGUACCUCAAUUCAUUUGAGUCUUGGUUUUAGUUGUUUAUUUGUCUCGCAAACUGAAGCAGCUGAGAUCGAUGUGACACCGUUAUAAAGAUGGUGUUCAUUAAACAGGAGAGUGAAGACGUUAAGAUUGAAGAAACAUUCACAGUCAAACAUGAAGAUACUGAGGAACAAGUAAAAAUGGUGGUUAUUAAAGAGGAGAGAGAAGGCAUUAAGAUUGAAGAAACGUUUGCAGUCAAACAUGAAGAUACUGAGGAACGAACAAAGAUGGAGGUUAUUAAAGAGGAGAGUGAAGAAAUGAAGACUGAAGAAACAUUGACAGUCAAACAUGAAGACACAGAGGAACAAACAGACCCGCUAGAAGAAAGAAGUGAAGAACUAAAUGAAACGGAAGGCAAAGAUCGGUUUAAGAAAGAUUUUACUGGAGAACAUCUUAGUUGCUCGCAAUUACCUAAAUGGACUUUAGAAAAGAAAGUAACUAGGAGUCACUUCGGUUGCCAACAGUGUGGAAAGAGUUUUAAUAAACAAAGAACCCUUAACAUUCACUUAAGAACUCACACGGGAGAGAAACCUCACACCUGCUCUCGAUGUGGACUGAGCUUCACUCAAAAAGGAACCCUUAACAGGCACAUUAGAAUUCACACCGAAGAGAAGACCUACUCCUGCAAACUGUGUGGAAGUAGUUUUAUACAAAACGGAGACCUUAAAAACCAUAUGAGAAUACACAGCGGAGAGAAGCCUUACACCUGCCCACAGUGUGGAAAGAGUUUCUGUCAAAAAGGAAAUCUCAAAGUCCACAUGAGCGUUCACUCCGCAGAGAGACAUUUCAGCUGCCAACUGUGUGGGAGAAGUUUUACCAAAAAAGAAAGCCUCGAAAUCCAUUUGAGAAUCCACACUGGUGAGAAGCCCUACACCUGCCAACAGUGUGGAAAGAGUUUCUGUCAAAAAGGGAAUCUCAAAGUCCACGUGAGCGCUCACGCUCGAGAGAGCGAAUUCAGCUGCCGACAAUGUGCAAAGCGUUUUACUAAAAAGGAAAGCCUUGAUAUCCAUUUGAGAAUCCACAACGGGGAGAAGCCUUACGCCUGCCAACAGUGUGCGAAAAGUUUCGUUAAAAAAGGGGCCCUCAAUAUGCACAACAGAAUUCAUACCGGAGAGAAACCUUUUGUCUGCCCUCAGUGUGGACUAGGUUUCACUCAAAAAGGAACCCUCAACAGCCACAUUAGAAGUCAUACUGGAGAGAAACCUUACGCCUGCAAACUGUGUGGAAGUAGUUUUACUCGAAAAGGACGCCUCAAAACCCAUGUGAGAUGUCAUGCUGUAUGCCUUUUACCUUCCAGCAGUGUGGAAAGAGUUAACAAGGAAACUUCGAAGUCCACAUUAGUGGGAGAUUUCAGCUGCUAAUCAAAAUGUUUCGCUAAAAAGGGAAACCUUGAAACCUCAAGUUCUCAAUAGAGAAAAUCCGUUCAUAUUCACAUGAGUGUUCACAAUGAAAUCCAAAACAUCCCUUGAUGUGACUGUUUAAAUUCAGUUUUCAAUAAAUGAGCUGCUCUCUA